UUCCUCCCCAUAGCCUGUCCUCCCCCAUGUAUUUUUUCUGAAGAUGACGUAUGCAGAAGAGGGUAGCAACAGUUGCCUCGAGACCCCCGCGCGCCAUAGUGACUGUAGUCGUGGAGACAGUUACUUACCAACGGGAGCAACACGCAGCAACAGCAGCAGCAACGGGAAGCGAGUGAGAGGGAAGAGAGAGAGAACAGCCAGGGCAGAACUUAACACAAGGCAAAGGUGACUAUAUCUUUACCGAGUAGAGUCCAGCAUGCAGAGUUCAGAGGGAGGGUCAGACUCCUCGUCCAGCGUGGCCUUGCGCACGUCCUCCUCCUCCCAGGCCCCCGUGGUGCAGCCUGUCCCGGCAUCCCAACAGCGGGUGCUGGUGCAGGCCACAGGCUCGGGCCAGAAGGGGGCGCAGGUCCAGCAACUGUCCAGAGUGCAGCAGGUCCCCCAGCAGGUCCAGCAGGUCCAGCACGUGUACCCGUCCCAGGUCCAGUACGUGGAAGGAGGGGAAGUGGUGUACACAAACGGAACCAUCCGGACGGCCUACUCCUACAACCCGGAGGCCCAGCUGUACGGGCAGAGCAGCGGGGGGGCCUACUUCGACUCGCAGGCGGGGGGCGCCCAGGUCACCACGGUGGUGUCGUCGGCCGGCGGCGUGCCCCCCCACGGCAUGGUGGGCGUGGCCAUGGACGUGGGGGGCAGCCAGAUCAUCUCCAGCGGCGGGACCUACCUCAUCCACGGGGGCGGCAUGGACGGCGGCCGCCACCUCGGCUCGCACUCCGCCCGCUCCUCCUCCGCAAUGCUUGAAAUGGCGAUUGAAAACCUCCAAAAGUCUGAAGGGAUUACCACUCACAAAAGCAGCCUGCUCAACAGCCAUUUGCAGUGGCUGCUGGAUAACUACGAGACGGCGGACGGCGUCAGCCUCCCGCGCAGCUCUCUGUACAACCACUACCUGUGGCACUGCCAGGAGCAGAAGCUGGACCCGGUCAACGCCGCCUCCUUCGGCAAGCUCAUCCGCUCCGUCUUCAUGGGCCUGCGCACCCGUCGGCUCGGCAACAGGGGGAACUCUAAGUAUCAUUACUAUGGCAUCCGUCUGAAACCGGACUCCCCUCUGAAUCGGCUGCAGGAGGACUCCCAGUACACGGCCAUGAGACAGCAGCCCAUCCACCAGAAACAGAGGUUCAAGCCCCUGCAGAAGGUGGACGGCAUGGGGGACAGCUUCUCCGGCGGCUCCCAGCACUCCUCCGGCACGCCCGACCUGGCCGCCCAGAGCCAGCACCACCAGCAGUACAUCGACGUGUCCCACGUGCUGCCCCCGUUCCCCUCCCCGGACCUGGGCUCCUGCCCCCUGCCCGAGCGCAUCAGCCCCAACGACGUCAAGAAGCUGCAGAGCCUGUACAGGGACCACUGCGAGGCCACUCUAGACGUGGUGAUGAACCUGCAGUUCCACUACAUCGAGAAACUGUGGCAGACCUUCUGGUAUUCAACAGCGCCAUCUAGUGACGGAGCAACUCCUCUCCCUAACAGUGAGGAGGAGACAGAGGGGGUGAUUCCCAGGGAGAAGCUGGUGUCUCUGUGCAAGUACGAGCCGGUCAGACUGUGGAUGCGCAGCUGUGACCACAUCCUGUACCAGGCGCUGGUGGAGAUCCUCAUCCCUGACGUGCUCAGACCUGUGCCCAGCACUCUGACUCAGGCCAUUCGCAACUUCGCCAAGAGUCUGGAGGGGUGGCUGACCUCCGCCAUGAGAGACUUCCCGCAGGAGAUCGUCCGCACCAAGGCGGCGGUGGUGAGCGCGUUUGCGCAGACGCUGCGCAGGUACACCUCCCUGAACCACCUGGCGCAGGCGGCGCGGGCCGUGCUGCAGAACACCUCGCAGAUCAACCAGAUGCUCAGCGACCUCAACCGCGUCGACUUCGCCAACGUGCAGGAGCAGGCCUCGUGGGUGUGCCAGUGCGACGAGGCGGUGGUGCAGAGGCUGGAGCAGGACUUCAAGGUGACGCUGCAGCAGCAGAGCUCCCUGGACCAGUGGGCCGCCUGGCUGGACAACGUGGUGAACCAGGUCCUGAAGCCCCACGAGGGCAGCGCCAGCUUCCCCCGCGCCGCCCGCCAGUUCCUGCUCAAGUGGUCCUUCUACAGCUCCAUGGUGAUCAGAGACCUGACCCUGCGCAGCGCCGCCAGCUUCGGCUCCUUCCACCUGAUCCGGCUGCUGUACGACGAGUACAUGUUCUACCUGGUGGAGCACCGCGUGGCCCAGGCCACGGGCGAGACUCCCAUCGCCGUCAUGGGAGAGUUCAGCGACCUCAACUCCAUGAUGCCCAUGCUGAUGGAGAAAGACUCGUCCUUCUCUGACGACAUGAGCGACCUGGGCAGCGACGGGGACAUGUCCCGAGGCCCCAGCGAGCUGGCGGUCAAGCGGGAGCCCACCUCCCUGCAGGAGAUCUGAGCGUGCCGCGCCCAAACCACGCCCGG
Molecule: messenger RNA, 2460 nt
Organism: Anguilla anguilla (European eel)
Lineage: Eukaryota; Metazoa; Chordata; Actinopteri; Anguilliformes; Anguillidae
Gene: rfx2
Product: regulatory factor X, 2 (influences HLA class II expression)
Exons: 18
Coding region: 257-2434 (725 amino acids)
Biological process (GO): regulation of transcription by RNA polymerase II
Cellular component (GO): nucleus
Molecular function (GO): RNA polymerase II cis-regulatory region sequence-specific DNA binding; DNA-binding transcription factor activity, RNA polymerase II-specific
Source: RefSeq, a predicted model, not a curated record